AUGGGCGGCGACCAGCCGCACGCAAACGGCUCUGAGCCCGUGGAAAACGGUGUCAACGGGGUCGAGGACGUGGAGAUGGAAGAGGACACGGCAGGUGGGCCUACAUCGUCCAUCCAAACCAACAAGGACCGCGAUGGUGACGAGAUGACUGUUGUAGUGCCCCCAUCCAAGGGUUCCCGAUUAUCCGGACAGCCUGGUCAGGAUACUAAGAAGGAUCAGGAGGGAGACGUUUCCAUGGAGGGUACAGAAGAGAAGGAGGCUAAGGAGACAGAGCCCGAGAUUGAUCCCCGCGCCAAGGCAGUGCAAGAUAUCAAGAACAACUUCAAUCUCCUCGAGCGCGCGGUGACCCAAUUCGACCCCAGAUUUACCCUCCGCGUCUUGCGGUCGAUAUCCUCGAUGCGGAAACAUAUUACCCCGGACGUCCUGGCGGAGGUCAUUGUCGACACAUAUCCCAGCUCGCACCAGACGGCUUCCUUUUUGUUGGAGGCGAUCGGUAAGGCGGGCGCCUAUGACGGCGCGAAGAUGGAGCUGGAUUCGGAUAAGUCCAAGCCGGUCGCGCGGGAGAUCUUACCCGAGGUCGACAUGUACCUGUCCAUCCUGGUCCAGAUCUAUCUCUACGAUCACAAGGAGAUCCAGCGGGGCGCCGACUUCUCUAGCAAACUGGUAGAGCGGUUGCGGACUCUGAACCGGAGAACGCUAGAUUCGCUGGCGGCUCGCGUGUACUUCUACUACUCUCUGUUCUACGAGCAACUGGCUCCGCUGCCUCCGUCCCCUACCGCUGCGGUCAUCUCCAUCCGCAAGCCCUUGCUCGCUGCUCUUCGCACUGCCGUGCUUCGCAAGGAUGUGGACAUCCAGGCCACCGUCAUCACGCUGCUGCUGCGUAACUACCUGUCGACAUCGCACGUCACUCAGGCUGACCUGCUCAUCGCACACAACACCUUCCCGGCCUCUGCGUCCAACAACCAGAUCGCUCGAUAUUUGUACUACCUGGGCCGUAUCCGUGCCAUUCAACUGCGGUACAGCGAAGCACAUGAACACCUUACCGGGGCUACGCGCAAGUCGCCGUCCAGUUACAGUGCCAGCGGCUUCUACCAGGCCUCCACGAAGCACCUGGUCAUUGUCAAUCUCCUGAUGGGCGACAUCCCCGACCGCUCCAUCUUCCGCCAGCCGUCCCUGGAGCGGGCUCUGCAUCCGUACUUCCUCUUGGUGCGUGCGGUGAGCGUCGGAGACCUCGAUGGGUUUUUGAAUAUCGUCAACACCCACGGCGCCACGUUCCGGAAAGACGGGACCUACACCCUGAUCUUGCGGCUGCGACAGAAUGUCAUCAAGACCGGCCUUCGGGUGAUGUCCCUUGCGUACUCCCGCAUUUCGUUGCGCGAUAUUUGCAUCCGUCUCGGGCUGGACAGCGAGGAAUCAGCCGAAUAUAUCGUCGCCAAGGCCAUUCGAGAUGGCGUCAUCGAGGCUUCGAUUGACCACGAGAAAGGCUAUAUGCAGAGCAAGGAGGUUGGUGACAUCUACUUGACCAGCGAGCCCAGCGAGGCUUUCCAUGCACGGAUUAAAGCCUGUCUGGCCCUUCAUGACGAGAGUGUCAAGGCGAUGCGAUUCCCGAUGAACCAGCACCGUUUGGAGUUGAAGAAUGCGCAGGAGGCGCGGGAGCGGGAGCGGGAGCUGGCCAAGGAGAUCCAGGAAGGAGAGAUGGACGAGGAUGACGCGGGCGGUGACUUUGACGGCAUUUGA
Rasamsonia emersonii CBS 393.64 is the source of this 1737-nucleotide messenger RNA. RefSeq lists its product as uncharacterized. Gene Ontology annotation, biological process: regulation of protein catabolic process; ubiquitin-dependent protein catabolic process. Lineage: Eukaryota; Fungi; Ascomycota; Eurotiomycetes; Eurotiales; Trichocomaceae. Gene Ontology annotation, molecular function: enzyme regulator activity. The coding region runs from base 1 to 1737 and encodes 578 amino acids. Gene Ontology annotation, cellular component: proteasome complex; proteasome regulatory particle, lid subcomplex. The transcript has 3 exons. The record is from RefSeq and is a predicted model, not a curated record.